AUGUUCAUUCGACCAUCAUCCUCCCACGGCGACCGCCCUUCGCUGGAUAGGUCCCCGUCCCAGGACCCCCGCUCACCCCGGAAUUCAAGACGAGUCAUAUACAGCUUCUCUCCACUUGCCCAGCCGUUAGCAUCAAACAUUGAGCUCCUAGAGUCUACGCCAGUUGCCAGUCAAGCGCAGAUCGAGGCAUUGUACGAGGCAUGCCGUAUGCUCAUAGUCGCUGUCAGCGGCGGCUACGCUCCUUCCGAGAUCUCCUCCAGCCGGCAGUCUUUUAUCGACGCCCGAAACGCCAUGCGCUCCACCCCACCAGGUAGUAGCGAGAGCAUCAUUUCAUGGCUCGAAGACCAAUCUCCCGUCUCAGAACACUUUCUCCCGGUCAUCUCACCGACUAGUACUUCUCGCUCCUCCGGCAGUAUAUCAGUGCAUAGCAUGGACAGUGGCGAGGAGAUCAUUUAUAAUGCCAGUGUGAUCAGUGAGAGCGAGGCGGAGAGGAUGCAGGCCGAGGAGAGGAUCAUCAGUGAUAGGGAUUGGGAGAUGGUGGAGCAGCUUCCGGUGCCAAUUGGGCAUGCACAGAUCAUUUGGAUGAUGCGCUUGGACGAGUAUGAGGAUGAGAUGGUGCUGCAGGGGAUGAGGGGGCAUGUCUUCGCUUUGCGAGGAGGGAUACAUAGGCGGCUAGAUAAAUUGGAGCGGUAA
Molecule: messenger RNA, 693 nt
Organism: Morchella importuna
Lineage: Eukaryota; Fungi; Ascomycota; Pezizomycetes; Pezizales; Morchellaceae
Exons: 2
Coding region: 1-693 (230 amino acids)
Source: RefSeq, a predicted model, not a curated record